This is a messenger RNA of Pichia kudriavzevii, 1104 nucleotides long. RefSeq lists its product as uncharacterized. The record is from RefSeq and is a predicted model, not a curated record. The transcript has a single exon. Gene Ontology annotation, biological process: iron ion transmembrane transport. Gene Ontology annotation, molecular function: ferrous iron transmembrane transporter activity. Gene Ontology annotation, cellular component: high-affinity iron permease complex; plasma membrane. The coding region runs from base 1 to 1104 and encodes 367 amino acids. NCBI's taxonomy places the organism in Eukaryota, Fungi, Ascomycota, Pichiomycetes, Pichiales, Pichiaceae.
AUGGCGGACGUUUUUAAUGUUCAGAUCUUCUUUAUUGUCUUCAGAGAAGCAUUAGAAGCUGUUAUUGUUGUUUCUGUUUUAUUGGCUUUCGUUAAACAAUCCCUUGGUGAAAAUAUGGAUCUUGCAAGGAGGUUGACCAUCCAAAUUUGGGUGGGUUCUUUCUGUGGUGUGUUUAUUUGUCUUGCUAUUGGUGGUGCUUUCAUUGGUGCUUACUACUCUUUGAACAAAAAUAUUUGGGGUAAUUCUGAAGAUUUGUGGGAAGGUAUCUUUUGUAUUAUUGCGACUGUUCUUAUCUCUGCCAUGGGUAUUGCUAUGGUUAGAAUCAACAAGUUACAAAGAAAAUGGAGAAUCAAGAUUGCCAAGGCCAUCUUGACUCCACCUGCUAAGAAAUCCGAGAGAUUCAAGAUUGGUUAUUUGCUUAAGAAAUACUCAAUGUUUAUUCUUCCUUUUAUUACCACCCUUAGAGAAGGUCUAGAGGCGGUUGUUUUCGUCGGUGGUGUUGGUAUCUCCGAAGCAUCUGCUAAGGCUUUCCCAUUACCAAUUAUUUGUGGUAUCAUUGCAGGUAUCGCCGUCGGUAUGUUCCUCUACUAUGGUGGUUCUGCUGUUUCUCUACAAAUUUUCCUUUGUGUUUCUACUGCAAUUCUUUAUCUCAUUGCUGCAGGUUUGUUUUCUAGAGGUAUUUGGUAUUUACAAAGCGACCGUUUCAACAAGAAAACUGGUGGUGAUGCUUCUGAAUCUGGUUCUGGUCCUGGUUCUUACGAUAUCUCUGAAUCUGUUUGGCACGUCAAUUGCUGUAACCCAGAAAUAGAUAACGGUUGGGAUGUUUUCAACGCAUUGUUAGGCUGGCAAAACUCUGCUACUUAUGGUUCUGUCAUCUCGUACAAUAUUUAUUGGUUGUCCCUUAUUGUUGUUUUGAUUCUCAUGAUGUACGAGGAAAAGCACAAUCAUUUGCCUUUUGUCUCAUUUAGUUUCAGACACCUCAAUCCAAUGUAUCACUUGAAGAGAAAGAGCAAGAAUGAAUUGAGUGCCGAAGAGGAAGAACGUCUAUUUGCACAAGCUAAGAUGCAUAUGACUCAAGAAGUCAAGAAUAAUGAAGCCCUUUGA